AUGACUAAACCAGUUACUUUACAUCUAAGAGCAGAGAAAAAACCUCUUGAAGCUCGUGCUGCCUUGACACCAACCACUACUAAACAAUUGAUCCAAGCUGGAUUCACUGUUUAUGUUGAAGAAUCAAAACAAUCCGCUUUCAAAGCUGAAGAAUAUGCUAAAGUUGGUGCUAAAAUAGUACCAGAAGACUCUUGGAAAUAUGCCCCAACUGAUCGUAUCAUUAUCGGGUUAAAAGAAUUACCAGAAGAAGAUACUUUCCCAUUAAUUCAUGAACAUAUCCAAUUUGCUCAUUGUUAUAAAGACCAAGGUGGUUGGCAAACAGUUUUAAGCCGUUACGCUAGAGGUGAUGGUACUUUAUAUGACUUGGAAUUUUUGGAAAAUAACCAAGGUAGAAGAGUUGCUGCCUUUGGGUUUUAUGCUGGUUUCGCUGGUGCUGCUUUAGGUGUCAAAGACUGGGCUUUCAAAAAUACUCACGCCGAUUCUGAAGAUUUACCAGGUGUUGAACCAUAUCCAAGUGAAGGUGCACUAGUCGAAGAUGUUAAAAAAGAUUUACAAAAAGCCUUAUCAAAAGGUGCCAAAAAACCAAAAGUUUUAAUUAUUGGUGCUUUAGGUCGUUGUGGUUCAGGUGCUGUUGAAUUAUUAACCAAAGCUGGUAUUCCAGAUGAAAACAUUCUGAAAUGGGAUAUUAAAGAAACUUCAAGAGGUGGUCCAUUCAAAGAAAUUGCUGAAGCUGAUAUCUUUGUUAAUUGUAUCUAUUUAUCAAAACCAAUCCCACCAUUCAUCAAUUAUGAAUUAUUGAAUAAACCUAACAGAAAAUUGAGAACUGUUGUUGACGUUUCAGCUGAUACCACCAAUCCUCACAACCCAAUUCCAAUUUAUUCAAUUGCCACAGUUUUCGAUAAACCAACCGUUAGAGUUGAGACCAAAGCCGGUCCAAAAUUAUCUGUGGUUUCAAUUGAUCAUUUACCUUCAUUGUUACCAAGAGAAGCUUCAGAAUUCUUUUCAAAAGAUUUGUUACCAUCCUUAUUGCAAUUACCAAAUAGAAAAACUGCUCCAGUGUGGGUUAAAGCUGAAAAAUUAUAUAAACAUCAUGUUAAACGUUUGAGCAGAGAACAAAAAUUAUAA
Messenger RNA from Hansenula anomala, 1125 nucleotides. It is a transcript of the gene LYS1, whose product is annotated as saccharopine dehydrogenase (NAD+, L-lysine-forming). The record is from RefSeq and is a predicted model, not a curated record. Gene Ontology annotation, molecular function: saccharopine dehydrogenase (NAD+, L-lysine-forming) activity. Gene Ontology annotation, cellular component: cytoplasm. Lineage: Eukaryota; Fungi; Ascomycota; Saccharomycetes; Phaffomycetales; Wickerhamomycetaceae. The coding region runs from base 1 to 1125 and encodes 374 amino acids. The transcript has a single exon.